AUGGGCGAGAUAGUGCCCGUGCAAGCGCUCCUACUGGGGAUAUUGGCGUUGUGUCUCGUCAGACAGUUGCCAUGCGCGGCGGCGGAUAUGCCUUGCGUCCUCGAUGAACGGGGCAUGGGAAGCUAUCGGUUCCCAGAGCUGCCCCAGCUCAAGGGUUGGGUGGCUUCCCAAGAAACACAGAUUGUGGCCAUUGAUGACCAUCGAGCCGGCUUGGCCGUGGUUCAGCGUCAUCCUGUGACAGCGACCUGUCCAAAGGGCCGGGCCACUGUCAAACAAUACGUGUGUGAUAGAGCGCUCACUGGAGUGCAGCCCCGCGGCGCCGAGGGCUGGCUUGACCCGUGGUGCGUGACAGUCCAGCGCCACGAAACGCAGGCUGCCUGUCGCGCCGAAUGGAGCAAAAUGCCAUGCGCCACGAACCAAGUCCCCGUUCCUACCCCUGAACAAGCCGCAUAUCAGCGUCAUGAGAUUAUGGGC
Molecule: messenger RNA, 474 nt
Organism: Monosiga brevicollis MX1
Lineage: Eukaryota; Choanoflagellata; Craspedida; Salpingoecidae
Exons: 2
Source: RefSeq, a predicted model, not a curated record